AGUAACGGUGAAACACGCGACGCUACCGGUAUGCCAUCUUUGCUUGUGGAAGGGUGCGAAAAUCCGUGGUUGUGAUCGCACCGGAACAGCAUUCUUUACCGCUUUGUAAGCUUAUAAGAGUCAUGAGUUGAGCAGUCCCGAUAUCAACGGUCAACGGAUCUCUCCAAAGCGGCACUGGCCCAAUCCCAUGGCAACUUCCCUCAGAAAGCAAGAUCGCAACACUGUGCCGAGUGUCGCCUCACGACUUGAGUUGGUGUUGCUCCAGUUGUUGAUGUUGUGGCAGGACUGUCUACUGGCCAUAAUCCUGGAAAUACCUUCCGUCGCCCCUGAAACAAAUAAUAGCAAGAAGAAAACAUCUCGAAACAUGUCUGACGACGAAGAAAACCUCGGUCACCCCGACUCCUGCAUUCGGUUGGCUUCGGCUGUCCAUCGCUUCAAGGUGCCAAUAAUCGAUCCUGACCAACGGCUUUCCUUUGUCAAGAGCUUCAAAACCACUGGAACACAUCCAAAAACCAAGACUCUGAUGCUCAAGGCUGACGAAGCCAGAAAGAAAGUAGCAUCGGCUCUGGAAGCCCAAAAGGUCUCUCAUGAACGUGUUCUGGCUGACUCCAAAAGAUACCUGCCUUUUAUCCACCAGAUCCUGCUCUCGUGCAAAGUUCAGCCAGAGGUCGCGAGAUUGGAUGAACGACUACAAUUCUCCUGGGUCUCUGGAUUGGAAACCGAACGAAACUUUUACCAGUCAGAAGCAUUGAUGUUUGAUUUGGUAAUGUCAAUGGUAUGCGAAGGUUUGGGCAAUGCUGGCCUGGCGACGGAAGCUAGCAUUGGAGGAGACUUUGCUGCAGCCAGUCGAUACUACAAGGCAGCUGCGGGAGUUUUUCAUUUCCUAGCACACACCCAAUUGCCCACUUGGAGUGCAAAAGGAUCCAAUGUCUCCGAGGAGAGCCUCCCCGUUGAAUGCUCGGUUCACGUUGCCGAGGCCAUGGAAAAGCUGUUCAUGGCAAAUGCACAACAAAUGGCAGUGGCAACUGUACUCAUCAAGCCAGGGGUGCCCAACUACGGUCUACUUGGUAAAUUGUGCUUGGGAAUCUCAGACGAGCUCGACAAAUUUACAACCAAACUGCGAAAGGAGGCAUUCAAGCUCAUGACAAGAGUUGACAAGGACAUUUUCGCCUUGAUCAACUUUCAGGUGGCACUGCAAAAGUCUCUCUCCCUGUACUUCCAGGCACGAGCAUUGUGGGAAAAGGCUGAUUACGGAAAUGCCAUCUCACUAUUGAGUCAGGCCACAGUCGAGCUCAAGACAGAAAAGAGCGGACAAGGACAAGGUGUCCCAGACGUGACGCAAAACAAGGCCCUGAAACCAUUGAAAGAUGAGUUGACGGAUCUUCGCAACCACUACAAUAAGCUCCUGCACUCCUGGGAAAAGGACAACUCGACAGUCUACUUUGAAAGUGUUCCCCAGCAAGUACCAGUCGACAAAAGGCUACAAGACGGUUUGGUGAUGGGCAAAAUGGAACCCUACUCUCUUGCGGAGGUUGAACCCGUGCUUUUGAUUCUCCCGGACGACACGGGCGGCGGCGGCGGAAGCUCCCGCCCUGCAAUGGAAAGAUCAGAUUCUGACAUUGCUCGCGACCUGCAGAAGCGCCUCAAUGAUGGGUUGGAUAUUUAGAUGACAAAAACGACAACACGUAAACACCAAUAUCAUUACCCCAAGAGAUGCUGGUGUUUUGACAGGUGGACGCGUUGAUAGACAAUAUAAUAAUUUUAGUAUACAAGCAGUUGGAAGUUUCUCUGUGCGUUAAGCCAUAGCAGUGCAUGAAGAAUAGAAGAUGAAGUACGGUACAGACGCUUUCUUGUGCCACACAAGAGGGGCA
Seminavis robusta is the source of this 1871-nucleotide messenger RNA. Lineage: Eukaryota; Bacillariophyta; Bacillariophyceae; Naviculales; Naviculaceae. The record is from the annotation of a GenBank genome assembly.